AUGAACGACAUCGAUUCAGAGCCUGAACAACCCGACCUAACAAAUGCAGCGCCAACACCAACACUGCAUACCAAGCUCCAGUACCAACUUAUAUCAUCUCUCGCAAAGCGCUGGCAGACGCCACAAAACAUCAACACGCCAUCCAAAGUCCGGGAAUACAAGAAGAUGGUUGAACAGCACGUAUCUUCCUUCCCGGCAGUGUUUGCUCUAAACAGCCCAGACACUUCAAAAGAUACUGAAUGGCCCUGGGUCGUGACGCAUCGCUACUACGUCCAGGCCAUGGCGUACUUUAUGAUUCUCCAACCAUACAAAGCCCACUUACUCCAUCCCUCGAUAAAUUUGUCUGUACCUGAGAUACAACAACUACGAGCAGAAGCAGUAGAGUGUGCUCUGAAGACAUUGCAAAUCGCAAGACAAUGGGCGUCUCGAGUCUCACAAGGUGAUGGGCAGUUUCACCUUGUGGUUCUAUGUCUGUUUGAUACAGCUGCUUUCUUGUCUAUGUCUCUGCAAAAGGACCAAGUGAAGGACUUUCCUCGACGACAUAAAGCUGUUGUUGCGGUUAAUGAGGCUGCUGCGACAUUGAAGGAACUUCAGGCAAUAUCACGGGGAGCUCAAUCGUCGCAUGGACUUUUAUGCAAGAUUUUACGCAAAAUGGAUUGGGAUGCUACGGAGAAAUGA
Molecule: messenger RNA, 678 nt
Organism: Fusarium musae
Lineage: Eukaryota; Fungi; Ascomycota; Sordariomycetes; Hypocreales; Nectriaceae
Exons: 1
Coding region: 1-678 (225 amino acids)
Source: RefSeq, a predicted model, not a curated record